CCAAACCAUUUAAAAACACACUCAAAUCACAUACAACGCUGUUUCUCCUCUAUUUCCAUUGAAACUUCUUUCUUUCUUCAGCAAAAAAUGGCUAUAUUAACUACAGCUUUUCUUGUCUUUCUUUUCAUUGUUGGCCUUUUUUCAACUCUUUUUAGAAUACCCACAAAGAAAGUUGCAACUUUAUCUCAAUUAUCCACUCAACAAGAUGUAGUCAACAAAAGUGAACAAGAAGAAAGCAAGAAAAAGAAGAUGGUGAUGAACAAGAAACCAAGGUUGGAAAGAAAAGAUGAACUAAAGAGUGUUUUUGCUACUUUUGACAAGAAUAAAGAUGGGUUUAUUACAAAACAAGAGUUAAGUGAUUCACUCAAGAAUAUUGGGAUUUCAACAAGUGAAAAAGAUGUGUUGGAAAUGGUUCAAAAAGUUGAUGUUAAUGGUGAUGGAUUGAUAGAUUUUGAUGAGUUUUGUGAGCUUUUUGAGUCCAUGAUGAGCCAAGAAGAUGAUAAUAAUAACAAGGGGAGUAAUAUUGGUGAUGGAAAUCUUGAUCAAGUAGAUGGUGAUUUAAAAGUGGCAUUUGAUGUAUUUGAUGGUGAUAAAAAUGGGCUUAUUAGUGUUGAGGAAUUGGGCUUAGUUUUGGAUUCAUUGGGCUUUAAAGAAGGGAAAAAGUUGGAAGAUUGUAAGAUGAUGAUAAGCAAAGUUGAUAUUGAUGGUGAUGGUAUGAUCAAUUUUCAUGAAUUCAAGAACAUGAUGAAGAAUGGUGUUAGUCUUAUUUCAGUUUCUUGAUCAUUAAUUUGCGUCAUGUUUCUCCAUCGAUUUAGGAAAAAUCUUUGAUUUUUUCGCGUUAAGGUCAUGCCGCGUUAUACUGGUGUAACAAACUAUUAAGUUUUAGGCAUUCGAAAAUAGGGAAAUGUAUAUAGUUGUAGCCUUUGACUUUUAAUUUUUGAUUCUCAUUUGUGUCUUUGGUGAUCUAAAUGUAAUGGUGGUACUAGUGUGUUUAUCAACUACGAUAGAAAGUAGUUUUUUUA
Molecule: messenger RNA, 1022 nt
Organism: Erigeron canadensis
Lineage: Eukaryota; Viridiplantae; Streptophyta; Magnoliopsida; Asterales; Asteraceae
Product: calmodulin-like protein 3
Exons: 1
Coding region: 88-780 (230 amino acids)
Molecular function (GO): calcium ion binding
Source: RefSeq, a predicted model, not a curated record